Messenger RNA from Paramuricea clavata, 429 nucleotides. The record is from the annotation of a GenBank genome assembly. NCBI's taxonomy places the organism in Eukaryota, Metazoa, Cnidaria, Anthozoa, Malacalcyonacea, Plexauridae.
AUGGAGGUUUUAAACGAGAGAGCGGCAAUGCUUAGCAACUACGAAGUUUUCACUCUACUUCAAGAAAAAGUGCAAGAAGAAUCGAACAAAAAACAAAGUCGAAAGCAAAGCCAAGAAAACUUAGCUACUAUUUCGUACGAAGUCAUGAAAUACUUAGAAAAAACACCUUGUAGACUUCAAAAUGAGGAUGUUAUAAGACAGUUCCUUCUUGAUGUUGCUCCAUUUAACCUCACCAAAGGCGAGAAACUUCAAUUGUUAAAUUUAAGACCGAGCACUCCUGUUGAAAUACAGCUGAUAAUCGAGGAGAGCGAAGAGAGAUUACGAACUGACGAAGAAUUGGAGAAACUGAUUGAGAUCGUAGCAAAAAUACCCGAGGAUAUUCAAGAAGAUGACACAAAUGAAGAGAAAAUGGAACAAGGGGAUAGUUAA